This is a messenger RNA of Loxodonta africana (African savanna elephant), 5676 nucleotides long. RefSeq names its product podocalyxin like (gene PODXL). Gene Ontology annotation, cellular component: apical plasma membrane; microvillus membrane. The record is from RefSeq and is a predicted model, not a curated record. Gene Ontology annotation, biological process: positive regulation of cell-cell adhesion mediated by integrin; regulation of microvillus assembly; cell migration. Lineage: Eukaryota; Metazoa; Chordata; Mammalia; Proboscidea; Elephantidae. Bases 362 to 1960 code for a protein of 532 amino acids. The transcript has 7 exons.
GGCGGCCUGGUUCUGUGGUAGUAUAUUCAAAAACGUGAGGAAGCUUCCUUGACCUUCCGUGCUUCACUCUCAGCCUCCCUCCUAGAAGUGCUUUGAGCCUUGAAAAAUCUGGCCUUUGGUGAGCCAAAUGGCAAGGGGUGGGAGCCAGACGUCUGAGUUCUCGGGAGGAGUGGGACAGGUGUGGAGGAAACGCUUGUAGCUAACACCCUAACCCGAUUCUGUGUUGUCUUUGUGAACAGCAGAGGCGGCCAAUGAAACCUCCCCUGUGCAUCAAACCCCAGCCUCAGCCUCAGCCUCAGCCCCAGCCCCAGCCCCAGCCCCAGCUAAUCAACAAGGGACUCUUACAACACCCAGUACUACAAUGGGGUCUCCAGCCUUAGACGUGGGAAAACCGGGUGCCAUGACUCCAGAUCUCCAGGCAACCCCGGGUACCACGACUCCGACUACAAGCCAGGGAACCCCAGGUACCACGAUUCCAACUACAGGCCAGGGAAUCCCGGGUACCACGAUUCCAACUACAGGCCAGGGAACCCCGGGUACCACAACUUCAGCUGCAGGCCAGGGAUACCUGGGUACCACAACUCCAGAUCCUGGCCAGGGACACCCGAGUACCACGACUCCAGCUCCUGGCCAGGGACACCCGAGUACCACGACUCCAGCUUCAGACCAGAACUCGGGUACCACGACUCCAGCUCCGGGCCAGGGAAACCGAGAUACAGGUCCCAGUGACCAGACCACAGUGGUGACUCCACGCCCAGACAGCCCUCCUGCGGUUGACUCAGAUGGCUCUACACAGUCAGGACCCAUCACCCCACCUGAGAAUAAAACCACAGGCAGCCAGAACGUAGCCAAAGAUGCAGAUCAAUCUGGAGGCACAAGUAAGCAGGACGUUACCACAGCCUGUGGGACUCCUGGUGAAACAACUCAGGUGGCCUGUCAAUCUCCAAGUCAAGAUAGCGCCUCGAAAACCACACCUGCUGUUAAUCCCCAGCCAUCUGGGAGCUCUGUUACUUCGAAGCCCCGAGGGAGCACAACCGAAAAACAAUCCACAAAUGCCCCAGUUCCAGGCUCAGGCCCUGUGGAUAGUCCCACCGUCACAGCUCCGGUGACAGCUGCCACACCAAUCUCAGAUUUGUCAGCCACCAUUGGAGGAGGGAAACCGGCCCCGGAGACCUCUACUUCCAUGGCACCGCAGCCAGCAAGCCCCUUGCCAGGCCCCACAGGAAUACCCAGCUCCAGCCCGAAGCCAACUACGACUGCCCCCCAAGGGUCCACCACCUAUUCACCCACCUCAGCUCUUGGGAGUCACAAGGUAAAGUGUGAGGCCCCCGAAAAGCCCAAUGAGAAGAUGCUCGUCCUGAACCUCACCAAGGCCAGCCCCUGUGUACAGGGUCCUCUGGAUGAAAAAUUGAUCACCAUUCUGUGCAAAACAGUGAAAAGCUCCUUCAGCGCAGCUCAGGAUCAGUGCCACAUACGCCUGGCACCUGUUCCAGAAAGCCAGGCCGUGGUGGUCAAGGAGAUCUCCAUCCAGACAAACCUUCUUCCCAGCGACAUUUAUGAGUUGCUGAAGGACAAAUGGGACGACUUAAAAGAUGUGGGGGUCAGUGACAUGCAGCUUGGGGACCAGGGGCCCCCAGAGGAGGCCGAGGACCGGUUCAGCAUGCCUCUCAUCAUCGCCAUAGUCUGCAUGGCGUCCUUCCUGCUCCUUGUCGCGGCUCUCUAUGGCUGCUGCCACCAGCGUCUGUCUCACAGGAGGGACCAGCAACGGCUGACAGAGGAGCUGCAGACUGUGGAGAAUGGCUACCAUGACAAUCCAACGUUGGAAGUGAUGGAGACUUCGUCAGAGAUGCAGGAGAAGAAGGUGGUCAACCUCAAUGGGGAGCUGGGGGACAGCUGGAUCGUCCCCCUGGACAACCUGAGCAAGGAUGACCUAGAUGAGGAGGAAGACACACACCUCUAAUCAGGUCUGCUGGCCAUGCCACAGAGCUCCUGACUGACCACCUUAAGUGCCAUUUGGAUUGGGGAGGAAAAGUCCUUCCCAUUGAAGGAGGAAAAGACUGAGGAGGGAGGGUGGACUCUGAAGGCUCCCUCCUCCCAAACCCCACAGGGCCUUAAUUUUUCCCUUUUCAAGCUGAACAAAUCACAUUCUCUCUAGAUUCUUCUUGCAAAAUAACCCACUAGUGCCUGAGCUCAGUGCUGCUGGAAGAUGAGAAGGGGGAUCCAGAAGGAACCAUAUGAGGGGCUGUAGAGAUCAUCUAGUAGAGUCCCUUCAUUUAGAUGAGAUUACUGAGGCCCAAAGGGGUGAGUGACUUGCCAAGGUCACAUGGCCACUUGGGGACAGCCAGCCAGGAUGAAGACACAGAUCCCGUCGCUCAGCCCAGUGCUGGUUUCCAUCAAGCCACGCUACUGUGGCCACUUGCACCUUCCUGCCAGAGCAGCCCUGGACGGGGGUGAAACCACCAGUAGGGCAUGGGGAGAGGGGGAGAUAGAAGAGCAGGGCCGGAACCUGCCUCAGUGGGAUCUGGUUGCUUGAAAGUAGAAGGCACGGGUCCCCAGCUGUCUAGUUUCUACCCCAACACCCGUGGAAGGCUUGUAUCCCCACCAGGGACUGAAACUUGUAACUACUAAAGGCCAGACAUCCUGUUGUUCACUGCUCAGCUGCUAGGGUAAAGACCAAGCUCUGGAACCCCCAAAAUCCAGUGGAACAGCAGUAGCUGUAGGACAUACCUUCCCUGGGGCCCCCAGCCAGCACAGAUGUGUCUUAACAGAUAGUCAACUCACACAGCCAGGGAGAAUAGGCUUUACUUCACAGGAAACUCAGGGACUUGCAAGUUGCUGAGAGUUUUGUUCUGUUUGUUUUUUAAUCCAGCCCUCCACUGCCACAGGCCAAAGCUCCAAUUGUUGGGAGGCUUUCAGCUAGCUAAUCUCAUGGAUUCCGGUUCUCCUGAGCCACGGGGCAAAGGUCCAGACAUGCAGUGUGUUCCUCAGGUGCCACCUCUGCAGCCUGGGGACUGGCCGUCCACUCCCCGGGGCCGUGCACUGUCCUCUCUAUUCCUAAUAGGGCGGCUGCCCUUUUCCUGCAGCUUCUGGGCCUCUCGGAAACACAAAGCUAUGUCUGUUCCCCAGUGAGGGGUUCUGAGGGAGCCCAGUACCUAGCGCCUGAGGCCUGGGCAGGGUGAGACUUGGGUCUCAUUUUCUGACGAGGGGGAGUCCCAUGUGGAAUUUUGAACUCUGCCAUGGUCUCUGUUGUUCCUGGGCCCAGGGGUCAUCUCUGAGUUUCUGGGCAUAAAUUUCCUGUAAGAAACUAGGUGAAGGUGCAUAACUGCUUGGGGGAAUGAAAAUGAUCAUUUCAGGACAAAAAGCCAGAACCCUGGGGUCUUAGAGGCAAAUAGGCUGUCUGCUUUGGGAUAGCUCAUUGUUUAAAAAAGUGGGAGGAUCUAUGUUCUUUCCCUGGCUGCCUGAGAGAUGUGAAGCUAACAAGAGCCAAAGGCAUCUGCCCUGAUCCCCCAGAGUGUGGAGGUUGGGCAGGACUGGCAACAAUGCCACUUUGGACAUCUUUUGUAGUAUCUUGCUAGAAAGAGGCCUGUUCACUUCUUCCCUGCCUGGCAGGGGGUCUUUCUACCUACUGGUUUGUCAUGGCCCCUCUGGGAAAGGCAGACGGGUUUACUCUGCCCUUGCUGAUUUGGGGUCACAUUUCACCAGCCAGGGCCAUCAAGAGAUAGCAAAUAUGCCUCUUCAGGGAGAGAGGUGAUGAGGGCGGGGACUAGAAAGGACAAAUGUUGCCUGGUCAAGAGGAAUGACGGCUCAGGCUCUGUCCACGGGUGACCUGGAGAAGCUUGGGUUGAUCCUUUUGUGCACCCACAUAGUGCUACUCCAGCCUUUAGGGCAUCUUCAGACCCAGUACCUUGCCGUGGCUGGCUGCUGCCGCCUGGACAUCACUGUCAAAGGCCAUAGUAUGGUCCUUAUCCCACAUCCUCCCUGGGUUCUCAGUGCUGCCUGAUACUCUGGAUUCGGAGGCUGAGAAGGGCUAAGAGGGACACCAGGAACUCAGCAUGAUUUUAAACAAGGUGUGCCAAAGAGAGAGUAGAAACUCUUAUUUCAGUGGCAAGCUGGUUUCCCUAAGCUGUGUAACAGGCUGGUGAUGUGGACAAAACCCAGUAGGGAGCAUGCUGUUGGGCGAUCAGGCAGGGAAGCACAGUGCUUAUGAAGGAGGUACAGAAUAUUCUUUGCAUCAUAAAACAGAAUACGGGUUUAACCUAGUCUAGAUGCACGAUUCUCCACCCCCCCGCCCCCGUUGAUGAGGAAAGCUAGCAGAAAGUUUAUUUAAACCACCUCUUGAGCUUUAUCCUUUUUCUCAGUAUACUGGAGAGACUCUGAAAAUCAAGUUCCAACGGAUAUAUACAUACAUAUGUGUAUGUGUACAUACGUAUGUAUAUAUAUACACACACAAUUUUUGAUAAAUGUAAAUACAACAGCCCCAUGUUACUCCACCAUGCACUGCUUACAGUGAAUAUAUUUUGAAAAAAACAUUUGUUAGCUAUGAGAUGGAUUAGCUUUUUUUUUUUUUUGGAACAUGAAUAUAAAUAAGUAGAAAUGGCAAGUGUUUGAUUUUUUAAAAUGAAUUAUAACAAGACAGGCGGAUGAGGAAUCCGUCUUGUCGAUCAGGCUUUCGUGUCUUGGAUUACGGCCCUUGGCCCUCUCCAGCCAAAGCCCAGCCAUGUGCCACCAGGGCUAGGGCCAACAUGCGCUGGUUAGAAAGUGAUGCUCUGGUCACAGGGAGCAGUCUCUGAGAUCUUGACCAGCUGCUUCUACAGAUACAAAAACAAGCCCGGACAGAUGAUGUGGCCAAAAAUCACAUGGCUAGUUAGUGGCAGAAACAGGAUAAAAACCUGAGUCUGCAGACUGCCAGCCCAGUGCUGUGUGCCUCAGAAGAAAUCCGUGAGUGAAGGACUGCUACUCAUAGGCACAGGAGCCCUGGUGGAGCAAUGGCCAAGUGCUUGGCUGCUAACCGAAAGGUCAUCAGUUCCAACCCAUCAGUGGCUCUGUGGGAGAAAGACCUGGCAGUUUGCUCCCGUAAAGAUGACAGCCUUGGAAACCCUAUGGGGCAGUUCGACUUUGUCUUACAGGGUCACUGAGUCAGAAUCAACUCAACAGCACACAACACCUCCUAGGCACUAGAAUAGCACAAAGGAUGAAAUUUCCUUUCCAGUCUUAACCCUGUAGCAGGGUUAGGGAGGGCAUGAAGACAAAAAUAGGAGCCGCACUGGUCUUCCACACUUAGUUCCUGAGUCAUUUAGGUCUGAGACUUAAGUGAGCAAUCCCUUCUGCCAAGGAGCUUUUACACAGGGAACCUCCGCUAGCAGGGCUAGAUCAGGGGCGCCAGCAACGAAGCGGCAUGGCGGUGUCACUGGCUGAUUCCUCGGGUCUUCUGAGAGUCCAACACCAGGUGAAGGGGAGGGGGCUAGUAUUUGAGGUGGGCCUUUUGGUUAUUAACGAAUGUUAAACACAGUUUGCCCGGGAGACUGGGGGAGCAUGUGUCUUAGUGGACAGGAGUCUGAAGUACACUGGAAUUUACUGAGAAACUUGUUUGUAAAGACUAUAGUUAAUUAUUGCAUUUUCGUACAAAAAAUAUAUUUUGGAAAAUUGUAUACUGUCAAUUAAAGUGCUUUUGUGUAA